AACCAAGGGCUGAAAGUACGGCAUUGUUCCGGGUCAGUCUAGAACCCCCUACAUGAAGGGCUAGAACUCCAACCUCAGAGCAUUCUGAGUCCUCCUCGGUCCAAGGGAGUCCAGCUCCCACUCGUCCUGGACCGUCCUGAAGCAGGCCUCAUGUGGGUGCUGGCGCUAGGUGGGGUUUUCCUGGCCGUCGGCCAGGCCUGCAUCUUCUGUCGCCUCCCAGCUCAUGCCCUGCCAAGCCGCCUGGCUCAGCUCAGCAGCCAGGCAGAGUGGAAGGAAUGGGCUCCCCCAGACUUCUCAGCCUUUGCCCUAGAUGAGGAGACCAUGAGAAAAAUCACAGAGAAAACUCACCGAGUCCUGAGGGUCAUGGAGACAAAAAGAUCCUUCUCCUCACUCCCUUCGUAUUGGCAAUGGCUUCAGAAGACCAAGAUCCCCCAGUACACCCGGGAAGCUCUCUGUGCUCCCGCCUGCCCGCUUCUCCCGCUGUCUCCUGCAGGGGGCAGCACCAUCCUGUACAACUGCUCCACCUGCGAGGGCGCGGAGGCGACCUGCUGGCCCCGCAAGCGCUGCUUCCCAGGCAGCCACGAUCUGUGGGAAGCUAGGAUUCUGCUCGUGUGCUUCUUCGUGACCGUCCUGCUUUUGGGUGCUGUGAGCCUCCAGCUGGAGUGAGUGGCGGGCUAACCGGGGAGCUGCCGGGAGCCGUCCGUGCUCCCCCAACCCUCCUCCCUGCGUCUCUCCAGGCCUCCCGUCCCGUCUUCUUUCAGGUACCGGCGCCUGCAGGCAAAGGACUUGUGAAGAUGCGGACGGCUCUAAGGAGCUGGCGCCGACAGUUUCCACAUCCCUUAGGACGGGAACCACGUUUUAGCCCCAGCCCCGAACCCUCAGACUUCUGCAGUCGGUGUCCCCGUCAGAUGGCCGCCAGGAACCCGGGCGCCCACAGCUGUAAGGCCCCGCCCCGCCUGCGCCCCGCCAAUCACACAGCAGAGCACGCUGCCAGGAAAUUAUCUACAGAAGGAAAGAAUCUCCUUCCACCCCCACCCCACACCCCCCUGUCCGUUCCCGGAAAGACUGUUGGCCUGUGGCUGUUGCUCUGGGCCCUCCAGUGGCUGAGCGGGAGUCCGGGAAUGAGAGUUCUGGAGAACUCGGUCCCUCUGGGGCAGGACCACAUCAGUCAGCCCGCUGGCACGCAGCCCCUCCAUUGUGUUGGUACCGUGCAGCCCAGGCCCCCCUCCCGCUGCGCCCGAGUAAAUCUGCUGCUUGCUGCCUUCCAGCCCGCCUUGGCUCUGCCUGCAACUUGGGGAUUCUUAGGAAUUCUAACUCGGGUGCUCCCCCACAGGUGUUUGUUUUGGUUGGAGGGAUGUUACUGGCGUCUAGGGGGUGCAGACCAAGGCCGCUCGCUAAACAUCCUGGGAUAUACAGGAAAAUCCUGCCCUAACGUCAACAGUUUAUGGUGGAGGAACGCUGGUGCCCUCUGUACCAGGGGCUUGGGGUAGGGUGACAGGACAUAGAAAAUGAGGAGAGGCCUGUCCCAGCCCGGACGGGAUUCCAACCUUCACUGGGUUUUCGGACUGGGUGCCCACAGGGCAAGUGAUGUCUAUCAGUCACCUGGGCAGCUUGGCAACAGCUCAUGCUUGUGCCCCUCCCCUCCGUGUGCGCGAAGUGGUCCCGCUGGAAGCCUUGGUUGGUAUGAGCUACAGUCAGGUUAGAACCACUGUGUCUCCAUUCUUUCCCUCUUUGGUUUUCCCUUCCUUCCUUCCUUCCUUCCUUCCUAUCUUCCUUCCUUCCUUCCUUCCUUCCUUCCUUCCUUCCUCCCUCCCUCCCUCCCUCUCUCCCUCCCUCCUUUCUUCCUUCCUUUCUUCCUCCCUCCUCCCUCCCCUGCUUUUGUUUUUCCAGACAGGGUUUCUCUGUGUAGCCCUGGCUAUCCUGGAACUCCUUUUGUAGACCAGGCUGGCCUCAAACUCACAAAGAUCCAUCUGCCUCUGUCUCCCGAGGUGCUGGGGUUAAAAAUAUGUGCCAUCGGGCUGGAGAGAUGGCUCAGAGGUUAAGGGCACCAGUUGCUCUUCCAGAGGUCCUGAGUUCAAUCCCUAGCACCCACAUGGUGGCUCACAGCCAUCUAUAGUGAGAUCUGGUGCCCUCUGCUGGCCUGCAGGCAGAACACUGUAUACAUAAUAAAUAUUUUUAAAAAGUG
Meriones unguiculatus (Mongolian gerbil) is the source of this 2185-nucleotide messenger RNA. It is a transcript of the gene Tmem95, whose product is annotated as transmembrane protein 95. Gene Ontology annotation, biological process: fusion of sperm to egg plasma membrane involved in single fertilization. The transcript has 6 exons. The record is from RefSeq and is a predicted model, not a curated record. The coding region runs from base 151 to 666 and encodes 171 amino acids. Gene Ontology annotation, cellular component: acrosomal membrane; sperm plasma membrane. Lineage: Eukaryota; Metazoa; Chordata; Mammalia; Rodentia; Muridae.